Molecule: messenger RNA, 2502 nt
Organism: Manduca sexta (tobacco hornworm)
Lineage: Eukaryota; Metazoa; Arthropoda; Insecta; Lepidoptera; Sphingidae
Product: endothelial zinc finger protein induced by tumor necrosis factor alpha
Exons: 6
Coding region: 96-1697 (533 amino acids)
Cellular component (GO): nucleus
Molecular function (GO): zinc ion binding
Source: RefSeq, a predicted model, not a curated record
CCGGGGAAGGUCAAUAUUUGACAAAUGGCCGAGCUAUCUGUCACUUUCGCGCAGUGCCAUAAACACCACGAGCGUUUAUUUACUUUUGUAAAAUAAUGGAAGAUAUUUGUCGGUUAUGUUGUUCAACAAAUUUCGUCAACAACGACAUAUUCGACGAGGAAAAUGCGUUGUAUGUCAAAAUGUCACUAUACUUACCAAUAAAGGUCUUCAAAAACGACCGAUUACCGCAAAAAGUUUGUGAUAAGUGCAGUUGUAAAGUGAACGAUUUCUACCAGUUUUGUAAUGAAACCAUUGAAGUUCAGAACAGGUUACGGGCAUUGUUCCUUCCAUCAGACACCACAUCAGUGGACCUCACACUCAUCAAAGACAAUGCAUCUCCUCUUCCCUCCAUCGCGCCAUGCGAGCAGAGCACACAGACAGACUCCGACAGAGUGCUGUCCACGAUGGACAUCAAACAGGAACCUGCACCCUCUCCUACACUCAUCAAACAGGAGGAAAACAUCUAUGAAUCUGACCGAUCCCUUGGCAACUGCUCCGACAAUAGUGAUGACAUGUCCUUAAUAACACUGAAGAAGAGGAAAAACACAAAAAAAGAAGUAAACGGUAUAGACAAAAAAACAAAAAAGAAAAAACCAAAGUUGAAAGAUUGGGAGAUGUUGAUGAAGGCCUUACCGGAAGGUACGGCUAUCUCUCUGGUAGAUAAGACAAAUGUGCCGGAUGUGAAGGAGGAGUGCAAGGAGGAGGACGCGACAGAGUUCGUGAUGCCCAUAGACAUGAAGAAGGUGAAGAGCGAGGGCAACCAGGUCGACACGUACCAUUGCUGCGUGUGCCUGGCGCAGUGCUACAGCCGCAACGAAAUGCGACAGCAUUACAGACUGCACAAGGAGCCGUUGAACCCGGCGACGGAGCCCGCGCCGCCGCCGCCGCCGCCCGGCGACCUACCGCUGCGCUGCACGCGCUGCAGGAAGGAGGUGACGCGCGAGGGCUGGGCGUCUCACUGGCAGCGACACUGGCAGCGCGACCGCCGCCCCUACCGCUGCGCGCUCUGCGAGAAGUCCUUCCGCGACCACCACCAGAUCCUCAAGCACGGCCUCACGCACGCGGCGCCCGCGGGGCCCGCGGCGGGGGUCGCGCCCCCCGCGGCGCCGCCCGCCGCCGCCGCCGCCGCCGACGCGCCCAAGCGGUUCGUGUGCGACUUCUGCCCCGAGCGGUUCGUGUACAUGCGCUUCCUGCUGGAGCACCGCACGCGCGCGCACCCCGAGGGCGCGGCGCGGCCGCUGGCGCUGCGCUGCGGCACGUGCGCGCGCUCGUUCGCGCACCUCAACUCGCUGCGGCGCCACCUGCGCUCGCACUCGGGCGAGCGCAACUACCUGUGCAACGUGUGCGGCAAGGCGCUGUCGUCGCGCGAGCACCUGAAGUUCCACAUCCGCAUCCACACGGGCUACAAGCCCAACGUGUGCAAGACGUGCGGCAAGGGCUUCGUGAAGAAGUGCAACCUCACGCUGCACGAGCGCGUGCACUCGGGCGAGAAGCCGCACGUGUGCUCGCACUGCGGCAAGGCCUUCAGCCAGCGCUCCACGCUCGUCAUCCACGAGCGCUACCACAGCGGCGCGCGGCCCUACGAGUGCGGGCUGUGCGGCCGCGGCUUCGUCGCCAAGGGGCUGCUCUCCAUGCACCUCAAGACCACCUGCAUCUAGCGCCUGCACACGCCGCCGCCGAGUCGUCCCGGAGCCCACUCGCCACACGCGGCUGUACGCAUUCGGCUGUUGCUGGUGGAGGACUCGCCGGCGGCCCGACGUGCCAGUCACGUCGCCUAGCUGUAGUGACCAUGUGAUAUAGUACUACUGCACUAGUUUAUUGACCGAGUGUGGAUUGUGCAAAUUACCUAUAAGUUAAGGUUGCCUCCCGAACGCGUCUGCGGCUGCAGACUGUGCUGGUGCUAUCGUAUAUAAAAUUAUAAUAAUGCUUUUAGGCAUCGUUUAUUGGACUACUAGAUAAUAGCCCGAAAAAAUUAUAAAGCGUUGAUCACAUGGACAAUGUUUUGUCAAAUGUUAUAUCGUGUAUUAAGUAAUAGCUUUGGAUUCGGUAUUCAGGUCGGAUAGCAAAAAAUAAUAACAAUUAUUCGAAAAUAAAAUAUACUUGUUUGUCUGGUGGGUUAGAUUUUACUUUGACAAAUUAUUGUCAACUUAAUAACAUUUCAUUGAAUAUUUAUUUUUUCGUCAACAAUGCUGUGUAUUAUUUUCUCUCUGUGUCAUGUUUAUAUUUCUCUGCAAAAUAGAUUACAAGCACCUUUAAAAAUAAAUUUCAUGCAAAAUUAUAGACAACCACGUCGGUUUUUUCUGAGGUUUUCGAUUUUUGCUGUCGCAGUGUGUCGCUGCAGUCGUGUUCGGAACCGUACCUUUAAUAUUAAGUGCGUUGCAGCUAGAGUUGCCAACUUAUCAGUAACAAGUAAGCGACUAACGUCUGGGCACCGGACACGUACAAAUAAAUCAUUAUGUUUUA